Messenger RNA from Notodromas monacha, 1093 nucleotides. NCBI's taxonomy places the organism in Eukaryota, Metazoa, Arthropoda, Ostracoda, Podocopida, Cyprididae. The record is from the annotation of a GenBank genome assembly.
ACUAGUUCAUGUCGUGAACAUCAUGAAGACAGUGCUUUGCUUAGUGAUUUUCUCGCUGCUGAGCUUGAAAACUCUGGGAGUUAUUUACGAAGAUGAAGAGCAGACUGCGAGCAAUUUUUCGCAUGUUUUGAAGGGGCUCAUGAGUGAUUAUGAUGCUCGACUUCGCCCGAAUUUUGGAAGGGGUCCCCUUUAUGUUGGAAUGGACAUCGUAAUCGCCAGUUUCGACUCAAUUUCUGAAGUAAACAUGGAUUUCACGAUAACAAUGAACUUGAACCAAUAUUGGAAGGACGAAAGACUUUCCUUCAGUUCUGAAAACGAGGUAUUCACUCUGGCCGGGGACUUUUCCGAGAAGAUCUGGGUUCCCGACACCUUUUUCCCAAAUGACAAGCACAGCUAUCUGCAUGAUGUGACGGAGAAAAAUAAGAUGGUCAAGCUACAUGGAGAUGGAAGCAUAGCAUACGGAAUGAGGUUCACCACAACCUUGUCCUGCAUGAUGGACCUCCAUUAUUAUCCUCUGGAUUUCCAGAAUUGCACCAUCGAAAUUGAAAGCUAUGGUUAUGCAGAAGAAGAUGUUGCAAUGUACUGGAAAGAACAGCCAGCCUCAGGAUUGGAGAGCCUGGAGCUCCAACAAUUCAGCAUCAUUGAUUACAGAGCAAUUGACAAGAAGAUCAAGUUGGCAACAGGAACAUAUCAGAGACUCAGCUUCAGCUUCAAAUUGAGCAGAAGUAUUGGGUACUUCAUCAUUCAGACUUACUUGCCUGUGAUGCUCAUUGUGAUGCUCUCAUGGGUUUCCUUUUGGAUCAAUCAUGAGGCAACACCUGCCAGAGUUGCUUUGGGUAUCACAACAGUUUUGACAAUGACUACCAUCAGCACGGGAGUGAGGUCGUCUCUCCCAAGAAUUUCUUACGUUAAGGCAAUUGACAUAUACUUGGUGAUGGGAUUUGUGUUUGUUUUUGCUGCUUUACUUGAAUAUGCAGCAGUGAAUUACACAAAUGCCUGCAGAAAUGCAAAAAAGCAAAAGGCCGCUUUAGCUGCAGAAGUGGCCAAGAAGAAAAAAGAAGCAGAAGAAGCAAAGAAAGCUGAGUUGGAGUGA